GUCGCUUUCACUUUUGACUGACCUUGACAUUGCUCUCCCGCUAAUCCUAGUUUAGCCGCCUCAGCGCUUAGUGCAAACCACACAAGCGCCCCAUACUACCCUCAACAACACAUGGAAACACACGUGUAGCAUUACCUGAACCCUCGACCCUUUCCUCUCCCUCUCACCCGAACUUCAUCCACAAUUCCCAUAUCCCCACCACCUUCUUCUUCUACCACUCAUUCUGUCUACCACCCAGCCCAUCCUCAAUCUUCGUCGUUUUGCUUUAUUGCACUAUCAUGCCCGGUAGCUUAGAAGGCCGAUAUAUUAGACUUGAAGUCAUCAGUGGAAAAAAUCUCAAAGUCCCUUCCGAGCGCAUUCUCGCAGGAAUCUACGUAUCUGUCGAUCUCAAGUCGGGCAGGCGCUGGAAAUCAGCCAUCGGUGUCUUAUCAUCCGAUGAAUCUAUAACGUGGCGCGAUACUGCGAACUUAUCGUUAGAUGCGUCGCCUAUGUUAUCAGUGGAGAUCAUGGCUUCCUUCGAGCUCGAUCGCAUGCUGGGUAAUGGAGAGGUUGUUGGAAAGGUUGAAAUAUCAUGGGAUGCGCUGCUCGAUCAUGGAAAUGAGCCUUUCGACAUCACCUUCCCGUCUGUUCGUGGCGUUCACCCUUCCCUCACACUGAAGGCCACGGUUCUACGUAAUUGCGACAAUCAGGACAGCGUCCUGUUUGACUCCAUCGUUGAAUGUCAGAUUGCUCAAAACACGGAUGCGGGCCAUGAACGAUUUGCCACAUACGUGACAAGCAAGACGGUCUCUCACCUGAACGAUGCUGUAAAGCAUUUUCAGUUGGUCCUGGACCAAUCGGCUCUCACCAACCUCGCGUGGGCCCGCCUUGAAGGCUACAUUCGAAAGGAUUUUCAAGACAUCGACUCUAUCAUUUCUCUCUUCCGCGAAGCCCUUGCAUUGCGUCCGCAGGGCCACCCCGAUCAUCCAUUAUCCAUAUAUCACCUUCUUAAAGCGUUGAUCUGGCGCUACAGCAAGGAGCGCACCGCCGUCUAUAUCCAGGAAUGCGCGCAACUGUCCUGCAAGCUAUUGCCCUCCUGUCCGGAGGGCACCUACCUUCGUAGCAUUGCGGCAGGGGCAAAUGGCGUCGAUUAUGUGAUCCGCGCAUGCAACAAUCUUCCAAUAGACGUAUCUGAUGAAGGCAUCCACCUUUGUCGAGUCGUACUCGAGCUCUGCCCUCUGGGCAACAAACAUCGUCCGAAAGCACUCAACAAGCUUGCGCAGGCAGUUGAAGCACGCUUUCACCAGCGUGGCACCAUUGAUGAUCUAGCAGAGAGCAUACAACAUCGUCGUGAAGCUGUUUCUCUGUGCCCCGAGGGACAUCCUGAACGCGACACCUACCUGAAUAACUUGGCCCACUCACUCUAUUACCGUUUCAAUCACCAAGGCAAUUUAAAUGACGUCAAUGAGGCCAUCUCUUUGUAUGAAGAAACACUGCGCCUGCGCCCUGUUGGGCAUAAAUCUCGUGAUAACUCAUUGAUCAGCCUAGGAGACGCCCUCCGCGUCCGUUUCAACCAAUGCGAUGAUGUUAACGACAUCAUCAGAUCCAUCAGCGUCCAGCGCGAGGCACUGACGUUGUGCCCGCCUGGGAAUUCAUAUCAUGAUAUCAUGCUUAAUAACCUUGCCCUCGCGCUCAAAACCAGAUAUAUGAAAUUGGAUGCCAGCGAGGAUCUCGACGAGGCCAUCAACAUCUACCGGGAUUCACUUCAGUUAACGCCGCAUGGCCAUCCACGUCGCCAUACAGCUCUUAACAAUUUGAGCUCGGCGCUCUGUUCUCGUUUCACGCAAACUCGGAAGAAUGAAGAUAUCGAGGAGGCCAUUGGACUCUGCCAAGAGUCGUUGGAGGCUUUGCCUUCACUGCACCCGGGUAGAUAUUUCAGCUACAUGCGGCUGAAGAAUGCCUAUGUGUUUCGUUACCGAGUGCAACACAACCCCGCCGAUUUGUCGCUCGCUGUAGAGAACUUCAGACUGGCGUCGAGGCAUCCUACUCAAGGCUUUCCGCGUCGAAUUGAAACAGCUCUGCGCUGGGUUCACACGGCUGAAAAUUAUCAACACGACUCUUCCCUCGAAGCAUACCAAACAUGUUUGGAGCUUUUGGACAACCAUGUGAUGACGCGGUCGUCGGUUACCUCACGGCGCGAGGCUGCAACCGCUUUUCGCAGCUCCCAAUCAUUGCCAGUAGAUGCAGCCUCCUGUACCAUUCGUCGUGAUGAUCUGCGACGAGCAGUUGAACUUGUGGAGCAGGGUCGUGGUCAGCAGUGGUCGCUGGCCUCUCAACUCAGGACUCCGCUGGAAGACCUGAACUCUGCAAAUGCGGAACUAGCUCACAAACUUGCAGAGAUCAGCAAGCGCCUGUCCGAUGCUCAGGGUUCGGUCGGCAGUGCUGACCGAGCUGCUGCUGAUCUAGCAGUGAUACAUUACAGGAGACUUCAAGAGCAGUGGGGAGCAGUGGUAGCUGAGAUCCGUAAUCUUAAAGGUUUCUCGCGGUUCCUGCUCCCGCCUUCAUAUGAAGACUUGCAAGCGGCAGCACGCCACGGCCCAGUCAUCAUCCUCAGUUGCGAGUCAAUACUUGUGCAGCGCCAUCGUUGUCCCGACCUCAAGAGUGACUUUGCCAGGGAGAUACGACUUGCAUCUUUUAUGCGUCCAGAGGAGACGAGGAAGGAAUUGCAAGUCCUCUUGCGGACAGUGUGGGACGAGAUCAUGCUCCCCAUCGUCAUCGCCCUCCAGCGUGAUCUCAGAGUAACCAGCGGCUCUCGAAUCUGGCUGUGUCCAACUGCAACAUUCACUUCCAUUCCUCUCCAUGCAGCUCACCCCUUUCGAACGAAAGCAGACGGACGGCGUGAACUAUGCCUGGAGGACGUCUACAUCUGUUCUUACACGCCGACACUUUCAGCUCUGAUAAGAUCUAGGCAGAUGAUGAAGAAACGUGCGACUCCGUCAUUCGUUGUAAUCGGACAAAGUUCACCGGGUGCGGGGCAAGGCAAGGCUCUCUUGACUGUUGACAGCGAGCUUGAGCUCGUCCGCAAGCUCGUCCCUGCGACGGCCAACACCACCACUCUCUCCGGUGAUGAUGCCACUCGAGCAGGUGCACUCAAUGCUUUGCAACGCAACGCCUGGGUGCACCUCGCGUGUCAUGGAAAGCAGGACCGCGAGCAGCCUUACUAUUCAUGUUUUGCCAUGAGAGACAAACCUCUGACGCUGCUGGACAUCAUGGAGAAGGACAUUCCUCACGCUGAGUUCGCAUUCUUGUCAGCGUGCCAUACCGCUGUUGGGGAUGAGAAGACACCCGACGAAGUCAUCCACCUCGCAGCUGGACUCCAAUUUUCGGGGUUCAAGAGCGUCAUUGGCACACUGUGGGUGGUCGACGACGCUGUCGCGAAACAUGUUGUCGAAGCUUUCUACAAGAACAUGGUCAAGGGUUUGGAGGAUGGUGAUAUGAUGGACUGUACGAAGGCGGCCUGGGCACUCAACCGGGCCACGUGCGCCGUGAAGACGAAAGUACCGCUCGAGCAGAGGAUGGUUUUCAUACAUAUCGGUGUGUAGUUCUAUGUCGCAUUGCUUUGAUAUGGUACAGUUCUUCAAGUUAUUCUCUUUCGUCUAUGCUGUACUUAAAGUUGUAGGAAUUACCAGUUUACCCUUUGUAUUGCACUCCCGUGCUCCAGCCAUCUUGUUUUCGCUUUCGUAGUAAUGCGGUAUCUUCUAGAGUCUUCAACAAAGUCAUUCGUUGCUCGAUG
Messenger RNA from Suillus subalutaceus, 3772 nucleotides. RefSeq names its product CHAT domain-containing protein. The coding region runs from base 279 to 3581 and encodes 1100 amino acids. NCBI's taxonomy places the organism in Eukaryota, Fungi, Basidiomycota, Agaricomycetes, Boletales, Suillaceae. Gene Ontology annotation, molecular function: protein binding. The record is from RefSeq and is a predicted model, not a curated record. The transcript is spliced from 7 exons.